Panicum hallii is the source of this 1003-nucleotide messenger RNA. RefSeq names its product RNA-binding protein Y14A-like. Gene Ontology annotation, molecular function: mRNA binding. The transcript has 4 exons. Gene Ontology annotation, biological process: RNA splicing. Lineage: Eukaryota; Viridiplantae; Streptophyta; Magnoliopsida; Poales; Poaceae. The record is from RefSeq and is a predicted model, not a curated record. Bases 90 to 704 code for a protein of 204 amino acids. Gene Ontology annotation, cellular component: nucleus; exon-exon junction complex; cytoplasm.
CUUUGAAAAAUCCAUAGCCCGACCGACUCGCGAUUCCAAACCCCCAAACCCCUCACCCGGAUCCAACCCAAUCCCCGGCGGCGGCGGCGAUGGCGGCCGUGACCAACGCCGACGUGGAGGUGGUCGACUUCGACCUCGACGACGACGACCUCAUGGACGAGGACGCCGGGGCGGAGCCCGCGCCGGCCCCCGCCCCCGCCUCCCGCCUCCGCUCCACCAUCGCGGGCGACGACGCGCCGCGUAGGACCAAGGGACGCGGCUUCCGCGACGACCCCAACUCCUCAUCCGCCCCCCGCGACUCGCGCUUCGGCGCUGGGGGGCGCGCCGACUUCGACUCGCUCGGCUCCGGCGGCGGCCCGGCAACCAUCCGAUCAAUUGAAGGGUGGAUUGUGCUGGUCACUGGAGUUCACGAAGAAGCACAAGAAGAUGACCUUCACAAUGCUUUCCGAGAAUUUGGGCAAGUCAGAAACCUGCAUUUGAAUUUGGAUCGUCGUACUGGAUUUGUCAAGGGGUACGCUUUGAUUGAAUACGAGAACUUUGAAGAAGCUCAGGCUGCAAUAAAAGAACUGGAUGGAACUGAGCUUUAUGGACAAAUAAUAAGCGUUGAUUGGGCAUUUAGCAGUGGCCCUGCUAAGCGCAGAAAUUCUCAAAAGAGGCCUCCAUCAAGAGCUCGUUCAAGGACCCCACCCAAGAGAAGAUACUGAUGUUUCCCCAGCAUGUCCUGAACUUACUAGGAGUGAUGAAGUAGUGCAAGAAGUCUGGGGAUUCCAGAUUGCUUGGUGUAUCACCGGAGUUUGAUGGUUGCUACUAGUAUUAGGUUGCCUGCCGUUUUCAUUUCGUGACUAUGGUAGUUGUAUCAUACUCACUUUUGGUCGGUGGAGUUAUGUUUAACGCUAUGUUUGGCAUGCCAGUUUGAGACAAUUGUAACUGUGGAUCCUUUGCAUCUUUGACCAUAACUAGUGAUGUGUUGGAAUUGGAUGUUGAUGUGCACCUUGCUUCUGUA